AUUUUUGCGCCCACAGUACCAUUACGGCAACGCAUGUCAACGCGUAUAACGCUAAAUUUGUUCAGCGUCAUAGCAUUCAAACUUUUGUAGAGUUCGAUUAAAGUUGAAACUUCCAAAUUCGAAAACGGAUCAGUUUUUCGCCGCAGCACAAAAAUGUACGCUGUCGUAUGUCGGUCAAUUGUCACACUUUGCGUUUGUUGGCAUUCGGUUAACGGGCAGCCACCAAUUACUAAACCCACGGUAUCGCUUUUUGCAGCAGCACCUUCCGGACUACACGACUUUUCCAAACUAGGUCUUCAAUCGUCAUCGGCUAGACCAAACGUGAUUGCCAUACCUAGUCGAACAGGUUACGGUAGAAUGGCAAUAAACAACGAAAUUGGAAACAAAUGUAAAAAUGUAAUAACCAAACUGAACGCCAAAACAUCAAUAUUAGAACUCGUUGAGCCGGACGAAAGUGAGUAUGAGAAUAUGGACAUUGUGGAGUUUCGCGAAAACCUUUUCAGUAUUCUCAAACGACAUUUAAUUGACUGUUUACGAAUGGACAAUACCAAUAAAACGUAUACACUAUCGAAAUUCGUCGACUUGAUAUCGAUCAAACAAAAUUUACUGAACAAUUCCGUUGCUCUGUUGCUCCAACAUAAACUCGACAUUAAACCGUUGAUGAGGCUGUAUUUAUUUUUUUGCGGUCCGAUUCAAGCACCGAACGACAGUGCCAAGUAUGGGCCGCGCAACGCCGUUGGACAAUUCGUUAUUAGUCACGUUCAAAAUGACAUGAUGAACAAGUUCAAAGACAUCAUAGGCGAUGCACCCCUUCCGGAUGGGCUGAGCGUUAUUCAAUCGGAAACAUUAAAGGAAAACACACGGCUGGAACUUUGGGGCCUGGCGACCGUCGCCAUUUCCAAAAUGGAGCCAAACGGUGGUCCGUUGAUGCGCGGCACUCCACUUCAUUUUACAUGCAUCGACAUACUGAAAUGGACGGCGUUGAUGGAAUCCGACAACGAAGAUGCCGUGAGAAUCCAACGAGUGAUAAUUACAGUCGAAGGCACAGCUAUUACAUUACGACAGUACGCUGAGAGAUAUAGAUACGAAAUAGAUAUCGACAAUCUGGAAGGGCUUAACUACGAGGUGUUAUUACGUCUUAACAAAGUAUUAUUGUAUUACGUGUACACGCAUUUUGGUUUAUCCACGAUCUUGAUCUAUACGCGACUUUCAAAACUAAAUCUGAAUAGCACGGACUUCGUGAAACCAUCUCAUGAUGGCAGCGUUGUUGGGCCUUCGAGGCCCGUUAAGCUACAGGAAAAAAGAAACAAGAACUUCGUAAUAUCAUUUUUGAUAGAACAAAUUGGAGGCCUACGGGCGUUCUUGGAAAUUUUUAAUCUAUUUUUUAUUCCUCGCUUUUUGAAGUACGUGUAUCGACCGACGGUACAAUCAAAGUUAACGGCCUUGAUAAGUUAUAUGGAUCGGUUCAGCGACAGCCCAGAGGAUACAGCACUAGAAAUGCAACAAAGUCCUGAAAAAAUAGUAAUCAAUAUAAAACAUUUAGUAACCGAUUUUGCUCUGGCCCUUUUGCCAGUCCUUAAGGUGGACGAACCGGAAAAAUGGAUUGAUUAUGUCAACGAAAUCGUUGCAGGAAAGUCGGCCGAUAUCAGUUCAGCCAUGGUAGAAAAUCAAGAAAACGCACUAUCAAUUAUGGUGGUAAGCUUGACGCAGUUAAAUCCCGAUUGGCCAGAUUUCAAGAAUCGGAACCCGAUUGAAUUUUUGAGGGCUACCAAAGAUAGUUAAGAUAAUUAACAAUUAUUUAAUCAGUAAUUAAUUUGUAGUAAAUAUAAUAUCAAAACUAAUAUUAUGUAGAUUUUUAAAUUCUUAUAAUUUUAAUACUUUAAUAGUUGCUACAAUUGUGUACGUAGCAAACA
Messenger RNA from Adelges cooleyi (spruce gall adelgid), 1913 nucleotides. RefSeq lists its product as uncharacterized. Lineage: Eukaryota; Metazoa; Arthropoda; Insecta; Hemiptera; Adelgidae. The coding region runs from base 154 to 1782 and encodes 542 amino acids. The transcript is spliced from 2 exons. The record is from RefSeq and is a predicted model, not a curated record.